This is a messenger RNA of Cutaneotrichosporon oleaginosum, 641 nucleotides long. RefSeq lists its product as uncharacterized. Lineage: Eukaryota; Fungi; Basidiomycota; Tremellomycetes; Trichosporonales; Trichosporonaceae. The record is from RefSeq and is a predicted model, not a curated record.
CACAGCAUCAUCUCCACUCCGCUUCUUCCAGUCCACUCCAGCUCCUCUUUCCACUCACACGUCCAUCUUUCAGCUUGCCGACUGUGCUGUGGAUGCUGUAGGACAAAUGGCAGCGCCGACAGCCUCCCCCUCUCCUGCCCCAAGCGCUUCUGCCGUCACAUGCCUCACACCCGCCCUCGGCAGUUUGUUCAUCUCUACACCAAAGCCCAAGCCUAAGCCUAUGGACGCCACGGUCUCGUCUCUGACGCGCGACCUCUCCGCUCUAGCCAUCAAGUCGCCCUCGAAGCGCAAGUUGCACCCCAAGAGUUGCAAGAAGAAGCCGAAGAACGUCCCCGAAUUCCGGUAUCGGGUUGGUGCGAUCAGUUCACGCACUCGGCCCCCAUCGCGCGAGAGCUCGAGACCCCCAAAGCCCAAGUCCAAGCCCAAGGGACACGUGCACGUCCGCAUCGAAGCGCGCUCCCGCCGGCACGCGAUGCACCGCCGCCAUCGCGUCCCGUCACCGGCUCGAACAGUUUGAGUUCGGUUUCCAAGGUGUCCCAGGCAUCACUAAGCCCAUCACGUCAAUUGCGGAGGUGGGCGGCACAAGUGCGGCGAAUUUCGAUAAGCAAGCAAUCCUCCCAGGUUCCGUCGGAGCUGCUCCU